CUGCUUUCAGCUCAAUCGACACCAGUGAUCAGUGCAAAGCAGAUUGCGCCAUAUUCUCGCGCUAUUCUUCAUGUUUUCGGCAGUCGCCAUUCUCUCUUGUACUUUGUGUGGCUGUGAUAUAGUAUUAAUAAGCUUUAAUUAGAUAAGUCCUUUAACUGCCGUUUUGAAGAUAAUAUCGAAAGCGUUUUUUGUUCGAUAGCAAUUGUAUAACAUAGUGACAAUGUGGCGAGGAAAUCGUUACUCGAGAAUGUCUGGUAGCAACAGUCCGCAAGAUAGCAACGGCGGUCGGAGUCGGGCUCGUGGGUUUGUUGGAGGCUCGCGCGGUGGAUAUAACGGCGGUCCAUCACGUGGCGGCGGCAGUCGUCAUAGUAGUGGAGCUGGUUGGCCGGGGGCCGAAGAGCACGCUCCACGAGGCCAGGUUGGAAGUUUUCAACAUCGUGAACAGUACCAGCAAGUAGCUGGCAGCAGCCGUUCUUCGCGGCCCCAUUUGUCGCCUCGUCCCGAGCAAACUGACGAAAAACCAGUUGAUGAAGUUGCGGCACUCGAAAAGAAGGUCAGACCACAAGAACAUGCUUCGGGGGAGCGUUCCUUUCAACGUGGAUCCGGCGUUGCUGGUCGUGGUGGGAUGCGCGGAAAACGCUUCUUGCCGGAGAUUGUACGUACACGAGCGGACGCUACCGUUUCUAAGCAAGGUACAACCGGAAGGCAAGUCAUGUUGAAAACAAACUACUUCCGGGUUGUACGAAACGAUGAUGAAAGAAUUUUCCAAUACCGAGUGGAUUUCACUCCCUCAGUGGAAAGUAGCAAGAAAAUGAGCUCGCUGAUAUACAACCUGAAAUCGACAAUUGGUGGGUACUUGUUCGAUGGUACACUUCUAUUUACGAGAAAUAAACUGUGCGGCGAAGAAAUUGAAAUGACUACUAAAGACAGUACGACCGAGGAAGAAUACAACAUUAGAUUCAGAAGAACUGGAGUAGUAGAUGGGACAAACGAAACGGCAUUUGUGAUUUUCAACUUAAUCAAUCGCAAAGCUAUGGCGGGUUUGAAGUUACAGCUAAUCGGUCGCAGUUUCUUCGAUCCGGAAGCAAAAGUAUCGGUCCGACAGUAUGGCAUUGAGCUAUAUCCGGGCUACGUUACAAGUAUUCGUCAGCAUGAACAAGAGGUUCUGAUGUGCGCCGAAUUGACGCAUAGAGUAAUGCGGACAGAUACGUGUUAUUCACUUUUCGAACAGUGUAUGAAUCAGAGAGGAAACUUUAGGGACAAUUACAAGCGUAUGAUUUUGGGGUCUGUCGUAAUGACAACUUACGGAAAAAAUAAUACAUACACCAUUUCGGAUGUCGAUUUCAAUGUCACCCCGGAAAGUUCUUUCGAAACCAAGAAUGGUGCUCUCACUUUCAUGCAGUACUUCAAAGAUCGCUAUAAUGUGACAAUUAGGGAUCCUCGGCAACCGAUGUUGGUGUCCCGGCCAAAACCAAGAGAAAUUCGGGCCGGAAUGCCCGAACUGAUCUAUUUAGUACCAGAGCUAUCUCGAAUUACCGGUAUUACGGAUGAUAUGCGCAAGGAUUUCCAUUUAAUGCGAGCAUUAGCUGAUCACACUCGCUUGAAUCCAGAUAAGCGCAUUGAAAGAUUGGAGACGUUCAACAGACGAUUGCAGCAGUGCAAAGAAAGCAGCGAUAUUUUCAAAUUCUGGAAGACAGAAUUGGACCGCCGCUUGGUGGAAGUACCUGCGAGAAUACUACCCCCAGAAACUGUAUUUUUUCAUCCAGAACAAGCCGACUAUCAGGUGUUGGCUGGCGAUAUGGCUGAGUGGCAAAUGGCGUUCCGCAACAAUCCAAUGUAUUUGACCGUUGCUCUCACAAACUGGUGCGUCGUAGUUCCUGCCGGUAGCGAGAGAUUAAUCGCCGAUUUUAUGGGAUGCUUGAAACAAGCUGCUAAUGGAAUGCACUUCCAAAUCGAAGAACCACGACGAAUUGUCAUUCCGAAUGAUUCUCCAGUCGUUUACGUAGAACAACUGUCUCAAAUCAUUCAACGAGACCCGCAAUUGAUCAUGUGCUUAGUAACUAACGAUAAGGUGGAUCGUUACGCUGCGAUUAAAAAAAAAUGUUGCGUGGAACGGGCAGUUCCAACGCAGGUAAUGAAGACUCGUACGAUCACUCCGAAGGGUGGCAAUGUGCGUACGUUAAUGUCCGUUGCCACUAAAGUUGCAAUCCAGAUGAACUGUAAACUUGGUGGUAUUCCCUGGGUUCUCAAGAGUCCCCUAUCUUCAGUUAUGGUAAUUGGAUUUGACAUCUGUAAGGAUUCAAAGGAUAGAUCCAAAGCAUACGGUGCCUUGGUGGCAUCCAUGUACGGUGGCGGUAUCAAACAUCCCAAGUACUACUCAACGGUGAAUCAGCAUAGCAACGGGGGCGAGCUGUCAAGCUUCUUGGCAUUGAAUGUUAUCAAAGCCAUCCGCGCAUAUGCUUCCUGCUUCAACGGUGCAUUACCGCAGCGUAUCGUCAUCUACCGCGAUGGCGUCGGCGAUGGUCAACUGAAUUAUGUUCACGAGCACGAAGUAAAUGCAGUAAAGGAGAAACUGGAAGCAGCCUACAAAGCAUCGGAAAUCCCUUCAAGAUUGACUUUCUUUGUAGUCAACAAACGAAUCAACACACGUUUGUUCCAAGACAGAAGAAACCCAUCCCCAGGAACAGUCGUUGACGAUGUCAUUACCCUGCCAGAGAGAAACGACUUCUUUUUGGUUUCGCAAAGCGUUCGCCAGGGUACGGUCUCCCCAACAUCAUAUAAUAUCCUCCGAGAUGAGUCCGGACUGAGUGCUGAUCGAUUGCAGCAAUACACCUUCAAGCAGACACAUCUGUAUUAUAACUGGUCCGGAACCGUUGGCGUACCGGCUGUUUGCCAGUAUGCGCAUAAACUCUCAGCUCUUGCAGGACAAUUCCUACAUCAGACGCCCAGCACAUGGCUGGAAAAAAAAUUAUACUACCUGUAAGAACUUGUUUGUAUGAUGUUCAAUUCAACAUUUGAAUUGGUUUUAUUAUUUUCGGACUUCUCAAAUGAAAUAUAUAACUAUGGUAUCAAUUAAA
Messenger RNA from Topomyia yanbarensis, 3077 nucleotides. RefSeq names its product protein aubergine-like. Gene Ontology annotation, cellular component: P granule. The record is from RefSeq and is a predicted model, not a curated record. Gene Ontology annotation, biological process: regulatory ncRNA-mediated gene silencing. The transcript is spliced from 5 exons. NCBI's taxonomy places the organism in Eukaryota, Metazoa, Arthropoda, Insecta, Diptera, Culicidae. The coding region runs from base 221 to 2983 and encodes 920 amino acids. Gene Ontology annotation, molecular function: protein binding; piRNA binding.